UACGUCUGUAAGGUCCAGCAGUGUGACUGUCAAGUUUGAGAAUGCUGCAAGCUCCUGGGAAAGUGGGAAGUUUUGUUUCUACAAGGAUCUAAUUCUCGGUUCAAUGAAUUUAUUAUUGAGAUGUAGUAAUGAGGUGGCUUCUGUUGUGGAUUCUAACAGUCGCCAGUAUUCAUCAGGCUAUGUCCCAGAACUCCACUGCCAUGCCUCCCGCUGUCACCGCAGUGGACCCUUAUAACCGCACGCAGUACUGCAAGUGGCCCUGCAAGUGCCCCAAGAGCCCGCCAGACUGUCCGCUGGGGGUCAGCCUCAUGAUGGACGGCUGCGACUGCUGCAAGGCCUGCGCCAUGCAGGCGGGGGACACCUGCAACGAGGCGGACGUGUGCGACCACCACAAAGGCCUGUACUGCGACUACAGCGCGGACAAGCCGAGGUACGAGAAAGGAGUGUGUGCAUACAUGGUGGGCACAGGCUGCGAGCACAACGGGGUGAUCUACCGGAACGGACAGAGCUUCCAGCCCAGCUGUAAAUACCAGUGCCUGUGCGUGAGCGGAGCCAUCGGCUGCGUGUCCCUGUGUGCAGACUCCCAGCCCCCGCGGGUGUGGUGCCCCUCGCCCAGGAGGGUGAAGCUGAGGGACCGCUGCUGUGAGCAGUGGAUCUGUGACGAGCCCAGGAAGAUCCGCAAGGCCAUGCCCCGGCACGCCGUGGAAGUUUCCGCGAGUGACAAUGAAGUCUGGCACAAGAACUGCGUGACCCAGACUACGUCCUGGAGCCCCUGCUCUAAGACCUGUGACCGGGGGCUGUCCAUGCGCAUCUCCAAUGACAACAGCCAGUGUGAAAUGGUGAAGGAGACUCGUCUGUGCAACCUACGCCCCUGCGACAUCGACAUUACCAAGCACAUCAAGCCAGGAAAGAAAUGUCUGAAUAUUUACAGAGAGGAACAGAGCCAGAAUUUCACCAUAUCCGGUUGUGUGAGUACCAGGCCGUACAGGCCAAAGUACUGCGGGGUCUGCACAGAUGAACGCUGCUGCAUCCCCUACAAGUCCAAGACCGUCCAGGUGGACUUCCGCUGCCCCAACGGAGCCCUGCUCUCCUGGCAGGUCAUGUGGAUCAACGCCUGCUUCUGCAACCUCAGCUGCCGCAACCCCAACAACAUCUUCGCCGACCUGGAGCGUUACUAUGACUACCCCGGGAUUGUCAAUUAAGACAAACUUGUUCUGCCCCGUGUUUCAUUGACCCUAACUGCAAUCCAAAUAGAUCCCUCAGUCCGUUUUCUCUCCCAAAGAGCUUUUUUUUUUACUUCAACUGAUGAUUGGUAGUUUAAAGUUCAUGUCCUUUAAAUUAGUUUCCUUUUAAUUAUUUUCUUUUGGAAAAAAAGGGUUGCACAUCUGUCAUCCGUAAAAUAUUAUUUUUCCUAUUGGAAAUGAAAUUAGAUAUAUUACAAUUCAUUAAAUUGUAAUGAGCAGAAAUAAUGUUAUGUUAAUUGAAGUACAAAACAAUUGUACUAGAUUCAUAACAAAAAAAGACUCACAGUUAUGUUAUAAUUUGACUUUUUCUGUUGCAAAACCACGAAAAAACAAAAGAUAAUUUAAAAAAACCCCUAAAAAUAAAGAAUUACAACAAACAAUAAAUAAAAUGAAUGCAUUGAAAUAUGGCCUUAGGUAGUGUCGUGUAUAUAAUUUGAGUGGAUAACAAACAUGUUUUGGGACUCUCUAGUAUCCCCAGUUAAUGAGGUUGGACCAUACAAGAGUGAAAUUUCAGUUGUUCAGUACUAAAGUUGACUCAAGUGUCAUUUUUGCACAAACCAUUUGAGUUGCCAACUUCAUGAAUUCUGCUCACCAAGACGAUAUUUGACAUGCUCAUAUAUGUGGCUUUGUUCAGUUAGUGUAACAUAAACAUGCCUCUGACUGUCACCCACAUUAUUGGUAUAUUGGUGCUUAAUCUCAUAUAGUACAGGAGACUCUUUAGGAAAACAAUGCUGGGUAGUUAUUUGCGUAAUUUGCUGGGUAGUUAUUUUUGCCAGAUAUGCUCAGUGUAGAUGUAAUUGAGCUUAUGAUAUGAAAUUAUUAUAUUAAAUUGGAAAUAUAUAUAUUUUAGAUGAGAUGAAGAACAGGGGUCAGAUUUAGAUUGGGUCCCUUGUCAGGUGCUGUAUUCAUAGGCCUCAUCCCUGUGACACUUCAAGUCCUCAAGUGCUUAGUACUGCACCUUUAUGUUUCUAGAGGUUGUAUAUACGUAUUAACAAAUGAAUUUGAUAGUAUUUAUUCACAAUUAAAAAUGAUUAUCAGUU
Conger conger (European conger) is the source of this 2284-nucleotide messenger RNA. RefSeq names its product cellular communication network factor 4b (gene ccn4b). The transcript is spliced from 5 exons. Gene Ontology annotation, cellular component: extracellular matrix; extracellular region. The record is from RefSeq and is a predicted model, not a curated record. Gene Ontology annotation, molecular function: heparin binding; integrin binding. NCBI's taxonomy places the organism in Eukaryota, Metazoa, Chordata, Actinopteri, Anguilliformes, Congridae. The coding region runs from base 129 to 1202 and encodes 357 amino acids. Gene Ontology annotation, biological process: signal transduction; cell adhesion.